AUGUCAUCCUCAGCACCAUCUCAACCGCCCAAGGCCGAGGCCUACACCACAUCCUCGAACCCAACAUCCCGCAACCCUGCCGAGAAUGCAGCUGCACAGCAAGGCGAAUCGAGCGCACGCGACGCAGUCCUCGGUCGCACGCCAUUCCCGCAGUCGCAGUCGCGGUCCGCCGACGAUGCAGUGCCCAGCUCCCUAGGACAGGGUGUGCAUUCCUCCGGCCCCGUCGAUGCUACGGAGAAGCGCAACACGGCAUACAGCAGCACAGGCGCCAGCCGAGGCCCAGAGAACCCGAAUGUCGAGGCAGAGCAGAUGGAGACUCUGGCGGAAGGCAAGGUUGCGGAUGCUGUCGAUCGGAAGAGCGGGGCGCAGAAGGUCCCCGGGCAGGACGUGCAGUUUGACGAUUACGCAAGUGGUCUCGAGAAGUGA
This is a messenger RNA of Colletotrichum chrysophilum, 426 nucleotides long. RefSeq lists its product as uncharacterized. NCBI's taxonomy places the organism in Eukaryota, Fungi, Ascomycota, Sordariomycetes, Glomerellales, Glomerellaceae. Bases 1 to 426 code for a protein of 141 amino acids. The record is from RefSeq and is a predicted model, not a curated record. The transcript has a single exon.